Messenger RNA from Gamsiella multidivaricata, 1628 nucleotides. Its product is annotated as Indoleamine 2,3-dioxygenase. The record is from RefSeq and is a predicted model, not a curated record. Lineage: Eukaryota; Fungi; Mortierellomycota; Mortierellomycetes; Mortierellales; Mortierellaceae. The transcript is spliced from 5 exons. Gene Ontology annotation, cellular component: cytoplasm. Gene Ontology annotation, biological process: 'de novo' NAD+ biosynthetic process from L-tryptophan. The coding region runs from base 97 to 1446 and encodes 449 amino acids. Gene Ontology annotation, molecular function: indoleamine 2,3-dioxygenase activity; metal ion binding; heme binding.
UCCCAACUCAAGAACCACCGCUUUUAACCUUGAUCUUCGUCUUAGACCUCAAGCUUGGAUAACUAAAGAAAAAAAAAAAUUCACUCCACCACCGCUAUGCUCGCCGCUAACACCCCUCAUCCUCCUCAAGAUGCGAUUCCCUUGCCAGUCCUAGAAGAUUAUGAUGUAUCCCCUAAGACGGGAUUUGUCCCAUACCCACAGCCACUCGCUCGAUUGACACAGCCCUAUUUCGCGCCCUGGGAAGAGAUUAUGGAUCAAUUAAACGUAUUGAUUGAUUCAAGACAGCUCCGAGCUCGUGUCGACCAGCUGCCACUGCUGGAUGUUAGUCGUCUGGAGACAAAAGCCGAGCAUAAGCGUGCAUACGUCCUACUGAGCAUCAUGGCCCAUUCAUAUGUCUGGGGCAGCGGUCUAGAUAUUGCCCAAUCCAUUCCAGCUCCCCUGGCUGUUCCCUGGCAAGCAGCCGCAGACCUGGUCGAGAUCUAUCCGGUCCUGACUUAUGCCUCCAGCAAUCUCUGGAACUGGAAGCUGAAGGAUCCUCAAGGGACCCAUGCUAUCGAAAACCUCGAUGCGCUGUCGACGAUGACAGGAACAUCCGACGAGACAUGGUUCCUUAUCGUUUCCAUAGCAAUCGAGGCUGAAGGUGGUGCAGCAUUGCAGUUCCUGCUCAACGCCAUGCACGCUGCCCGCAAAGACGACGUCGUGGCCACCACAGUAAAUCUCAAGGCUGCCCUGACCCGAUUGGAACCGGUCGGCAAGCUGUUGGCACGCAUGUUUGAAAAAUGCGAUCCCGCUGUCUUCUACUGGAAGAUUCGCAAGUAUCUGUCCGGCUCCGAAAACGCGGCCGGACUCGGUCUGCCCAACGGUCUCGAGUACAAGGGUGUGAACAACAACGAGCGCAAACAUCUCAUGGGCAGCACUGGCGGCCAGACUUCUCUCUUCCCAGCUCUCGAUCUCAUCUUUGGCAUCGAUCACCAUGAGCCGGGUUCCUCGGCCGAAACCAAGACACCCAACGCCUUAAUGCUCAAGAUGAAGAACUUCAUGCCAGGUCCUCAUCGCGACUUUUUGGACCAUCUUGCCAAGGUUACCAACUUGCGUGCCUAUGUACGUUCCAAAGUCGACUCGGAGCAAGCAGACGAGCAGACGAAGGAGCUGAUCGCUACCUAUGAUGCCUGUGUGCACCAGAUCAAGCUGUUCCGAGAUACCCAUAUCCAGGUCGUGACCCGCUACGUUAUGACCCAAGCUAAGAGAGACCCACCAGAGGGAUGGGAGGACUAUCGUGUCCAGGUCAGCAAGGAACUACCCAAAAAGGAAGAGAACCGGAACGAAGAGGAUCAAGCAGAACCCUCAAUUAAAGGAACAGGCGGAAGUGAUCUGAUGCCAUUCCUCAAGGGCAGCCGCGACGACACCAACGCCGCAAAGCUACAGACAGCUGCACGCCAGAACUGAAGCUGAGAACAACAAUGCGCCGAUUUUUUUGCUAUUUCGGCAACAUGAAUGGUUUUUCUUUCUUUAUUUUUUCUCUCUGCCUUUCAAUUCAAAAUACAGGUUGGGUGAGAUACGCCAACGGUGUCGAUGUACAUGAUUGUGCAAAAAAUAGGUGCCUCGGUAACUAGAGGAGGAGGUCCCUG